Molecule: messenger RNA, 759 nt
Organism: Brassicogethes aeneus
Lineage: Eukaryota; Metazoa; Arthropoda; Insecta; Coleoptera; Nitidulidae
Source: the annotation of a GenBank genome assembly
AUGCCGUUUCAAUCCGAAGAAUCAAAGAAAAGAUCUUCAUCUGAUUAUAUAUUUGGAAAACUAAUUGGGGAAGGCAGCUUUAGUUGUGUUUACUUGGCUAGGGACAUACAUACAUCAAGAGAAUAUGCUAGUAACAUUCAUGAUGAAUCAUGGGCCAUGAAUGAGCCCAACGCAGCUACUAUAUUUAGCGAAGACGAACAAAUGGAAGACGACCUCAAAAAAGACAGUAAUUGUAUUCCCAUUGUUAGUGCUAUUAAAAUAGAACAAUCUGCAGAUUCAGAAAUUUUGAAGCAACUUAAACAAAAGUUUAAUGAUCCUUCUACACCAGGGCCAAUAAAGACCAUGAUUCUAACUAUUGCUCCAAAAUCGUGGAGCGAAAACAGGCUUGCAAAAGAGUUUGGAACAUCCAGAAGGCAGGCAAAAAAUGCAAAAGAGUUGGUGAAAAAAUACGGCAUAAUGUCGACGCAAAAUCCUCGUGAAGGACGAAAGAUGGAGCUUAAAACUGAAACACUGGUAAAAGACUUUUAUCUUAGAGAAGAUAACAGCCGGGUAAUGCCUGGUACCUCACAUAACAGGUCCAAGUCCAUGUUCCAAAUACCUGUUAUUUUAAUACCUAGUAUUUUCGGCUCCGAUGCAACCAGUGGUUGCUACUCCGUAUCGGUAAAAACUGAUCCCAUCACCUUUCGACCGGGCCUAUCUGCGGCAGAUAAUCUGCCAUUACUGGCUGUUACAGAUUAUAACGGCAGCUAUCGGCAUUGA